Messenger RNA from Heterobilharzia americana, 2758 nucleotides. Lineage: Eukaryota; Metazoa; Platyhelminthes; Trematoda; Strigeidida; Schistosomatidae. The record is from the annotation of a GenBank genome assembly.
GUUCUGGUUAGGCGGUUCGUCUAAAUUUCGACUGGCUGCACGUAGGUUGUUACCGCGCAGCCAAAUACUCAGGUUAAUGGCGCUCGUAGCGCCUAAAGCUCUUCAAGGACUGUACCUUUUUUGCGAACCUCUUGCUGAAGGGUCAUUUGGUGUCCUAUACAUCGCACUUCAUGCAGUAACUCGCCAGAAAGUUGCUAUUAAAAUAUUAGAUAAGAGGAAGCUGGGGGCUGAUGCAUUUCGUGUUCGAUGCGAGAUAGAAGCCCUCAAACAGCUGAAUCACAAGUACAUUUACAAGUUGUAUCAAGUGGUGGAGACACAAACACACUUUUAUUUGAUUUUGGAGUAUCUUCCAGGUGGAGAGCUGUUCGACUACAUUCUUCAGAAAGAACACUUAUCCGAGGUUGAGGCUCGUGUCAUAUUUCGACAGAUUGUUUCGGCUAUAGGAUACAUUCACAGCAAAGGCUUUGCCCAUCGUGACCUGAAACCAGAAAACAUCCUACUAGAUAAUGAUCAGAAUGUAAGAAUAAUCGAUUUUGGUCUGUGCGCCAAGGGUAAUAAUCUGUCGAUGUUGAAUACGUUUUGUGGUUCGUUUGCAUACGUUGCACCCGAAGUUCUAGCCAACAAGGAAUACUCAGGAAAUGCUGCUGACAUAUGGUCUUUGGGUGUGAUUCUUUAUGCAUUACUUUGCGGUCGUCUUCCUUUUGACCCCACGAAGCCGGAAGAACUCCCACAAACAAUUGGUAAAGGUUUAUUUGCAGUCCCUGAUGGUUUGAGCAAAACUAGUAAACACCUACUUAGUCAAAUGAUAUGUGUGGAUCCCAAAAAGCGUAUCAAAAUGGAUGAUCUUCGACGUCACGCAUGGGUAGUUGAAGGUUUCAUGGGCCAUCCCGUAGAUCUGGAUGAAGAAAAAAUCCCAAUGUCGCCUCUGAACAUGCAGAUUGUUGCCGAAAUCACUGCAUACACACGGAUUCCAAAAGUGGAACUUGCUCGAAUGCUACAAAAGCGUCCAUAUGAUUAUAUUAUGGCAACUUAUAUGAUCAUGGAAUCAGCUCUGGAAGAAGAGGAUGUUUUCAUUCGACUUCAACGUCGUAAUAAUGCACCAGGUAGUGUAGUUUCGUCUAGACGACUGCAUACACUUUCUUGUCGUCAAAUUCGAAGUGAGAAAGCUUCAGUUUCAGCUCCUACCAGUACUCCAUUGCACUGUGGAAGUCAGAUGGCACCAUCAUCAGUUCCCGUGGUACCAUUACAUGUAAAACCCAAUAAUUUGAUGCAUGCUGCCUUUAUUGAUGAAUCCACUACCUCUGAUCUACUUACUGAAGAUAUGAAUCAGUCUGAAAAGAAUGUCAAGUUCAAUUCAUCUUUGUCACCUUCCAAGAAUGGUCCAUUUUUUCAUCAGAAUAAACAAAUGAAUAGUUAUACUCAAAAUGAAAUUGAAAAUUAUCCUCCUCAUUUCUCAGUAAAUAAAAAGAGUCAACCACCUCGAGGCAAAAUUAUGGAUCAUCCAGGUUUAUCUCCUAGCCGGUCAGUUGAUUCACAACUCACCAACUUAACACAUGAUUUUCAUAAUACACAGUUAACUGAUAAACGACAUCCUUCAUCAGUGAAUGAGACUACAAGUGAGGACAAUUUAUCAACAGCCUAUUCAUCAUCUAUAUCAUCGAAAAUGCUGCAUCAUGAAGUGACAUCUCUUCAUUCAAGUCCUGGAAUCAUUGGUGAUGAUUUUUCACAGUCUCAGAGUUCCGCAGACGAAUGUAGAUCUGGUUCAAAUCAUGCGCCUGAGACUGGUGGUUGGCGUAAUUUUGGACGUUUCAAAAAAGCAUUGACUCCUAAAAAAGUUAUAACAGAUGGUCGGCUAGUUGUAGACCGAUUACGAAAAACGCGUCAUCUAAAUAAUGUUUUAAUUGUACGAAAUGAUAUGACUCCUGGUCAAGUGUUUGAUCGAAUAACUGCAGCUUUAAAGCAGCACUCUAUACGCUUUACUCUUAAAGGAUCUGGUUUCCUUUGCGUCUUCGCCAAUGAUUGGGGUAAAACUGUUCUAUCAUUCGAAUUAGAAUUGGUUUAUGUCUCAGCACGAGCAGCUGAAGCUUCAGUUCGUCGUCGUAUGACUUUAAGAUCAACAUCUCCUGCAGUCCGCAUACAUUCAAGUGAAUCUACUAAGAACCAAUCAGGAAUGACAAUCAAUACAUCAACAUCUUCUAAAGGGUCAUCUCGAUUACCAUCAAAUUCACGAGAUCACCAUGAUCGUAUACUAGGCAUUAAAAUGAAGCGUAUACAUGGUGACUCGUUUAUGUACACUAGCCUGUGUCGUACAAUUCUUGAAUCAGCUGGUGUACGAUCAGAAGGUUAAGAUGUUUAUUCUUUCUUUUCUCCUUUCUUUUUCACAAUUCAGGCGAAUUUCUUAAUCGAUUCCCCUAAGCGUUUGUGAUAGAACAGAUAUUACAACAAAAUUAAUGAACAUUAUUAUUAUUAUUAUUAUGCUAAAGAGAAAAAUAGGUGUAUAUUUGCCAGUGAUUUUGUAGAGUUGUGAGUUUUGCCCUUUUGAUAUAUAUGAACAAUAAGAUUAGAUUAUUAUUAUUAUUAUUAUUUUUGACAGAAACUAAAAGAUUUGUCUCUGCUUGGUAUAUAUCACCAAUGUGUUAUGCAGCAUAUAUAUAUAUAUUAUAUAUUAUAUACUUGUGAGUGAACUUGUUCAUUGGUUUUACUUUCCUGUUCAAGUUUUUGUUAACUUAGAGAUCAGUUAAUAAAUGUGCCGGAUUUA